Molecule: messenger RNA, 694 nt
Organism: Guillardia theta CCMP2712
Lineage: Eukaryota; Cryptophyceae; Pyrenomonadales; Geminigeraceae
Exons: 4
Source: RefSeq, a predicted model, not a curated record
GCCCCAGGACUCACUAGCUCGGCCCAUCUCAGCUCGGCUGGCAGGUCAUGAUCCAGCUGGGAACCACCUCUUUAGCUCGCCCUCCAACAAGAACCUCCUUACCUUCUCUUCCUCCUCCAGACCGCACACGGCUGGGGCCCGAGUUGCCGCCCACAUCUCAGCCUACGACGAGGCCAAGGGCAUCCCCCAGCAGAGCAAGGGGGAAGGCAAGGGGGAACACAUCCAGCUGCAUGGCUUCUUCUCUCCGCACAGCUCUCGCCCUACCUCGUCCUACAGGCAGUCGCAGGCGCCUACAGUCCGACAGCUUUCGGCUCGUCCUCGCACUGACCGCCCCUCCUCCGCCGUCUCCUCUCGGGCUGUUCAGCUCACCGAAGUCGAUCGCAUCAAGAGAGCCUUUGCCAAGACCAAGAUCUCCUGUCCUCUCAACGUCAUCGAGAAAGCUCUCGUUGUGCCUGAAGACAGGUCGUACGCCAAGUGUCUCGAGAUGCUUCCCAGGCCCGGUUGGAACCUUAUACCCGACCCGGUGCUGGCAGAGAAGAAGAAGGCGACUAAGGGGAAGAAAGGAGGGAAGACCAAGGGGAAGAAGGGGAAGAAGAAGAAGUGACGCGCAAGGAAGGGAAGGGAGGGAGGAAGACGAUGUAUGAUGGCGAUACUAUGCGAUUUGUUAUUGAGUUUCAAAUGUAACUUAACCUAC